AGAAAGAGGGAAGCGUCACAUGACGCUCUGUCUAGCUACUGUCAUGCUGGUAUAAAUCUACCUCUGUAUAUUUAGUCAGCCCUUCUCUCCAGGCUCAGCUACCGUGUUUCUGAGUCCAGGCUACACAGUAGCUUCGACUUCUUCUUCGAUCAUGACUGACCAGGCUUUUGUGACAUUGGCUACCAAUGACAGCUAUGCUCGGGGGGCCAUGGUCCUGGGCAAGUCCCUACGCAACCACAAUACAUCCAAGAAGCUGGUGGCACUCAUUGGUCCACAAGUGUCAGAACCGAGCAAGUCGGUGCUGGAGAGGAUCUUCGAUGAGGUGAAGGUGGUAGACGUAUUGGACAGUGGAGACACAGCACACUUGGCCAUGAUGAAGAGGCCCGACCUGGGCGUCACCUUCACCAAGCUCCACUGCUGGACCCUCACAGAUUACUCCAAAUGUGUUUUCAUGGACGCAGACACACUGGUGCUUUCAAAUAUAGACGAACUGUUUGACAGAGAAGAACUCUCAGCUGCUCCUGAUCCUGGCUGGCCCGACUGCUUUAACUCUGGCGUGUUUGUUUUCUGUCCCUCUAUGGAGACCCACGGCAAACUGAUCCAGUAUUGUACAGAACACGGCAGCUUUGACGGUGGAGACCAGGGAGUUCUUAAUGGUUUCUUUGACAACUGGGCGACAGCUGACAUAUCCAAACACCUUCCCUUUAUCUACAACCUCAGCAGCAUAUCCAUCUACACUUACCUCCCUGCCUUCAAACAAUACGGCGGCCAUGCCAAGGUGGUCCAUUUCCUGGGGAAGACUAAGCCGUGGAGCUACAAGUUUGAUCCCAGAAGCCAACAGAUCACGGGGAGUGUGCAUGAUGCCGACACACAUUCCACCUUCCUCGUGGACUGGUGGAUCCUGUACUCCAGCGCCGUGGUACCCAUGAUGCAGCAGCAGUAUGGAGAUCAGCCUUUUCACUCUGGCUGUGAGGAGUUCCAGAGUAGUGAAACGGUCACUUUUCAGAGUGAACAGGUUGAGAUCCUCUCUUCACAUUCACAAGCACAGGCACCAGAGCCAGAGGCGCAGAUGUCCGCGGAAGAACGGAAGGAGAAGUGGGAGCAAGGUCAGGCAGAUUACAUGGGAAUGGACUCCUUUGACAAUAUUCAGAAAAAGCUUGAUUCAUUUCUUAAAUAAAUAGAGAAACAAAACGGGAGAUCAACAAAGCUUGUUGAUGUUAGUGUUAUCAGAAAGAAAAAAGGUUUUCACAUCAGACACAUUUUUGCAGUUCACUCUUCCACACAUGCUACUCCACUGCUACAAACUCUGAAGACUUAACUUUUUUUUUUUCUUAGGUAUUUUGGGGUAAGAAAUAAUAAAAACUUAGCACUUUUCUCCAUGACAUCUCACGUGGCUCUCUCAUUUCUGUUACAUGAACAUUCUUAUUUUUUACAUUAAAGCUGCCUAGGGCUGAGAUAAUUCUCCGUGUUGUUUUUGAAGGUAGGUGCAGGUGAUUGUAACAUACUGUAGGUAAAGGACAUGUUUACAGCACUCCUAGUGGCCAAUGUAUGUCGUCAUUUAGUAACAGUACACUGGAUACUCAGUGCCUUACGCGCUCACACACCUACUGUAUGUGCUAGACAGAGCUUUUUAACCAGAUGUUUAGGACUUUUCAGAUCUUUGACGUUAGCUGAUCAGGAUGUUUGCUGUACCACGAACUGUUGCAUCUGGAACUAUAAAAAAACACAUGUUUUGGA
Molecule: messenger RNA, 1737 nt
Organism: Cynoglossus semilaevis (tongue sole)
Lineage: Eukaryota; Metazoa; Chordata; Actinopteri; Pleuronectiformes; Cynoglossidae
Gene: gyg1b
Product: glycogenin 1b
Exons: 8
Coding region: 152-1177 (341 amino acids)
Molecular function (GO): glycosyltransferase activity
Source: RefSeq, a predicted model, not a curated record